AACGGGCUAAAGAAAUCAGUCUUCUCAUAAAAAGAACCGACAGUAUUUUGCGACGUGGUGAACGAUAGUAUCAUUGUUUUAUAAGUAAUUUAAACGCCUUAAAAAUUAAUACUACAUUAUCGAAUCAAUGUGUUAAGAUUGACAAUUGCGCAAUUUUUAUUCGCGUAUAUAUUGCGUAUAUUGCAACGUACGUUUGGAAUUUAAAGUCCCGCAUUUAAAGUCCCAAAGAUCCUUCGCGGUACCCCCGAAUUCGGGCGGACAGGACAGGACCAAUGUCCUCGGUAACUAAGCGGCAUGAAUGGGCAGAUCCAGAGAGAGAGCGCCAAGUGCGCGCGCCUUCGAAAAUCAAAAUCAAUGUAGUUCACCGUUGUUCGCACCGAUCUACUUGCUCGCUCGCUCGCUCGCGGAUUGCCCACGCCCUUAGUGCGCCUCCCAGCGCGGAGGUUGUCGGAGUGCAGUGCCGUUUGUCGUUUCCCUCUCUCUGUCUCUCUCUCUCUCUCUCUCUCUCUUUCAUGCUCUCCCCUCCUUUUCUCACUCGCGUAGCGUACACAAGCGUACACUGGGUUAGGCAUGUAUACGCACAUUUACUUGCUCCUUUCUCCCUCAGAGUCUCUCUCUCUCUUCCCACCUCUGCUAUAUAUCUAAUAUCGCUUUCUUUUUCUCUCUUUCCUUCUUUCACACAUACAUACGAGCUUUUUCAAUCUCUCUCUCUCUUUCUUCGUUUCUCUCUUUCGCACCCUUUUCAUUUUCUUCUCUCUCGCAUCCCUCGACCAAGUUGAAGCAAAACUGCCCGAGAGGGAGAGAGAGAGAGAGAGAGAACGGGGUUAAAUUACUCGUUCGAGAAGCGCUCUCUGUUCACCACCACCACUACCAUUACUACUACCAUCACAGUCAGUCUUUCCUCCGAUCCCGCGUCAGCAUCAUCGGCGAGCUCACGAUUUACGUAUGGAGCAACCCUCUGUGUUUAACGCGGCUUCUCUUAUGCGCAUCCUCUCUUCUCGUUUUAUCUCCCUUAUGCUUUUUUCUUUCUUUUUCUCUCUUUUCUCCCUACAUUCUCCGAGCGAAAUCUCGAUCUCUUUCACUGGAUCCCAUCUACCCUUUCGUCUCGCCACCCCUAUCUAACUGCUUUCUCUCUCUCUCUCUCUUUCUCUCUCUCUCGCCUAAAGCACGCGUGAAUGUGUGUCGCGUCCCACCCUAAGCGUGUCGGACCGCGUUAAACCAUGCAUGUACCCGUAUACGCGGCUGUCAGUCGGUCGGCGACAGCCUAACGGCUUCCACGCGCAGCGCGAGGUAGAUCGUCGCUCCCCGACGACGGGCCGUCGUCGUCGAUCGCACAAAGCGGAGCAGCAGCCAGCAUCAGCAACGAUCCUCGCCGGCAGCAAGUAGCGAGGAGAUCCCUUUCUCGGGCCGUCGUCUUCGCGAUGAUCGCGCGCCCGGACCGGUGCUCGUCCUCGCGCGGGUCCCGUCGUCGGUGAUACGAGGGCACGUCGCGCGCGCGCCGAUUACACACGACAGACAUGUGAGUGCGAGAGCGCCUUCUCUCAUCCGCCCUCUCCCUCCCCCGCCCUCACCGCUGUCGCUGCCAUCAUCCCCCGCGCGAUCCUCCGGCCGAGACGCACGGCGGAAAAGCGGAGCUCGCAACGCGCGCGCGACUCGCGAGAAAGAAGGAUCCCACGACGGUCGCUCGCAACCGCGCCGACCGAGGGGUGGUCGCUCUCGCAGAGGGAGGAUCGGUCCUCGCCUCGUCUCGUUUCGUCUCGUCUCAUCUCGUCUCGUAUCGCAUCAUCUCGCCUCGUCUCGUUCGCGCAUCCGUUCUCGCCGCCUCGCUCCAGGAACAUCAGGAGAGGAUGCGUGACGCACUCGACACGGGCGAGUAUAGCUCGGGGGUGUAGAAGGUGGCGGCCCUCUCCCUCUUUUUCCCCUGUGUGUGCGUGCGUGCGUGCGUUCGUUCGUGCGUGCGUCUUUUCUCGUUAUCUCCUUCUUCCUCUAUUCGUUAUCCUAGCGCGAUUAUCGGCCGGCGUCUCGGAUCUCCCUCGUACAGCCGAGAGAUCGGUCUCGCUCGUGUUGGGCGGGUACGGCAAACGAGCACGCCGCCGGACGAGCCACCCUACUUUUCCUCGGGACGGUUUACUUUCUCGGGGCUAUCUAGGCUCUAGUCGCGUCGCGUCGUGUCUCUCGCUCGGCUCGGCUCGGGCCGAGAACCUUAAAUAACGCGAUUACGGCGGGUGCGUAUCCUCGGGUGAAAUCAAUCCGGAAUCGGAGCGUGUGCGUGUCGGGGUAAGUCGAGUAAAGUGAUUUCUAGGAGUGCGGGGUCGCUUUCGACAACUUCUCUCGGCCCGGGGAGUGUUUUUCGCGGCAGUGCUCUGUAAAAAAUCAUCCCUUAGGUGUGCCGCGAGAUUGGCAAUGAGGAGAAUGGACCUCUCUUCCUCGACUUAUUCGUUCUCUUAGUGCGUCAGGGGACUUUUGAAUUAAAGAUUCCUCGAUGGAAACGAGAUAAAUAGACGCGAUCGUUUUUUUUUAAAAGUGCUAACGUCGUUGAAAACAAGAAGAGAAGCGCAUUAACUCAGAACUCGAUGUCUCCGCCCAGAGGAGCGAGUGUGGGAUGUAGUUGACACUACCUUCCACCUAGCGAGAGCACGACGACGACGGAGGUGGAGAACGAAGAGGAAGAGGAAGAGGAGGAGGAGGAGGGGGACGAGGAGGACGAGGACGACGACGAAGAGACGAAGACGAAGGAAGAGGGGAAGGGAAGAUAUCGCGGAAGGGAAGCGGUCGGUAGCACCGGCGAAGACGUCGCACGCCGAAUCCCGGUAUCCCGACGAGAAGGACCGGAAGCGUGGCGUUCGCGCGUUCGCGCGUACGUGCGUGCGUACGUACGUGCGUGCGUGCGUGCGGGCGGGCGUGCGUGCGCGCGCGCGAACGAGCGCGUGGGCGAACGCGCGCAUGGUAAAGAGCGGACGAGAGUGAGGUGGGCUUCGCGGAGGGGUGCCCCGAAGAUCGGGGUACAGCGGAAAACGCGAAGGAUCGUUCGCGAGAGUAGCAGAGGACGCGCGAUCGCCCGCGCGAACCGCAUCGGUCGCGGAGCACCGGGACGAGGAUAGAUAAGACGAUCUUGCGAUCCGAAACGAUACGAAGAGAGAGAAAGAGGGCGAGAGAUAGUCCGUCAGACAUGAACGUUACUCCGAUGGUGGAGAUACCCGGCAAUGACAGCUACAACGUCAGCAACGGUCUCGACUGCGGCGGUGAGCCUCAUCAAUACGCGAUAUGGGAGCGUGUGAUGAUAGUGGUGAUCGCCGUCCUCCUAAGUCUCACUACGGUCGUUGGCAACAUAAUGGUCAUGAUAUCGUUCAAGAUCGACAAACAGCUGCAAACCAUCUCCAACUACUUCCUCUUCAGCCUGGCGGUGGCCGACUUUGCGAUCGGCCUAAUCUCCAUGCCUCUCUUCACGCUGUACACGGUGCUCGGUUACUGGCCGCUCGGGCCCCACGUGUGCGACACGUGGCUAGCCCUCGAUUAUCUCGCGAGCAACGCGUCGGUCCUUAAUCUGCUCAUCAUCAGCUUCGACAGAUACUUCUCCGUCACGCGCCCGCUCACCUAUCGGGCCAGGAGAACGACCGUCAAAGCCGCCGUCAUGAUCGGAUCCGCCUGGGGUAUAUCGUUGCUUCUUUGGCCACCCUGGAUCUACGCGUGGCCGUACAUCGAGGGUCAAAGAACCGUGCCAAAGACCGCGUGCUACAUCCAAUUCAUCGAGACGAACCACUACAUCACCUUCGGCACGGCCAUCGCCGCGUUUUAUGUUCCUGUCAUGAUAAUGAUAAUCCUGUACUGGCGGAUCUGGAAGGAGACCAAGAAACGGCAGAAGGAUCUGCCGAAUUUGCAGGCCGGCAAGCAAGACGCGAGCAAGCGCAGCAACUCGAGCGACGAGGCUUUAGAUAUGGAGGAUGGUAGAAGACAGCGAAGCGAGUCGAGUACUGGCGAAGAUGUUUCGCAUGCCACUCACAUUGCCGUUUCCUACAUUGAUAAACACUAUCCGCAAUACAAAAGCCACAGGCCAUUCUCCUGGACCUGGCUGAAGAUGUGGUGCAUCGCGUGGUGGCACAGCGGACGGGAAGACGAGGACGACGACGAGGAUAUCGCGGGACCGGAGAGCAGCCGCACCGGACCCGGCUACGAGGACACGCUCACGCCGCUAUCGGCUGAAACGCCGCUUCCCAGCACGGUAUCGCGAUGUCCCUCCCUCAGCGCGAUACAGGCUGCGGGAAUCGCCCUGGACAAGGCCGCAGCUCAGCACGAGUACAAAAGGCCGAUGCGGCCGCCCGAUCUCAAGACUAUCUCCAGUGAUUCCGUUUAUACGAUUCUGAUCAAAUUGCCAAGCAACGGCGGCAAAUACAGCGAGGGGCCGAGCAUAAAGAUGAUCCACGAUGAGUCUAUGUCGAUUCAACUGCACAGCAUGAUGGACAGCGAGGACGAUGGUGGUGGUGGCGGUGGCGGCGGCGGUCUCACUGUUGGCGGUGCCGGCAAGGUUUAUCGUCUCGGUGCCGGACCGAGCCCGUCGACGGUGAUGAGGAGGCCGUCGCAAAUGCCGGACGUCAGGAUACCGUUAAACGCGAAGAACAUACCGAAGGCGCCGACAACGGGCAAAGGUAUAUUGAACAAGCAACCGAACAAGAAGAAGAAGAAGCUGCAGGAGAAGAAGGCCGAUCGUAAGGCCGCGAAAACACUAUCGGCGAUUCUGCUGGCGUUCAUCAUCACGUGGACCCCGUACAACAUUCUGGUACUCCUCAAGUCCAUCACCGCCUGCUCGUGGUACAUACCACAGGAGCUGUGGGACUUUUUUUAUUACCUUUGCUACAUCAAUAGUACUGUGAAUCCGAUGUGCUACGCGCUGUGCAACGCGGCCUUCCGCAGAACCUACGUGAGGAUUCUCAAGUGUAAGUGGCACAGCAGGAACCGCGGCACCGCGGUCGACCGGGGAUGAUAUCAGUAACCGAUGCGUAAUUCAAUCUUUUCGCAUCGGUUCAAUCCCUUUCGCUCACUUCCACAUCUCGCAAAAUUGGAAGUCGACGAUCGCGCGUUCGCGCACAUAUACACAUACGCGUACACAUACACAUAUUCAUAUACAUACAUACGCAAUGCUGCAUUAUUAUUAUUAUAUUGCCGUUUACUUUUCCUCCUUUUUGCGCGUUUUUCAGAACGCACGAAGAAAUGGAAGCGAGGAGACCGGCAAACUGCCGCGAAUAAAUUUGGCGCUCGCGACUGCCAAACUACCCUGUUCCUAUCGACGUUGUUCGAGUACGUCCGGUCAUUUGAGCCGCGCAUCUUUCGGAUUCUGAUUGUUAGAUCGACAAUAUCCAAUCAAUCCUUUGUGCACUUUCGCUACGUAGAGAAACUGACACUAGAUUUUUCUCAAAUGUGUUUUUUUUCUCCCGUGUGAUAUUGAAUCACGAUAACGAGAGAGAUUAGCCCCUUGACAAUCGCGUUUCUAUCGCUUUCGCGUUAUUCGUCAUAAUAAAAAUUUAUUAUCGUUGAUGAUUACGUUGUUAAUCCGGUUCUUCAAUGUGUAACAUCUCAGAGUUUUAAUGCUCUUUCUCUCUCUAAUGUAAUUGCGUUAUUGUAUAACUACAUUGAUGUUUAUUAAAAAGAAAAAACUAAUGUUUCUCCGUCGGGGGGUUAACGAUAUGACACACCGAUCGACGUGAGCGGGUCCUUGCUCUAUGCAUGUAAGAACGGUUUGUUUGUUCACAAUAUUCUCGCGAAUAAUAUCAAAUUUCAACGGUAUCGAUUGUCUAUAACGGGUCGCGUGAAUUGUUAAUAUACCGCAGUGGUUCUUAUAAUCUUUUUUGGGUCGCGGACCUUUUGAAGAAACUGAGGGUUCUCAUCUUGAUUUUGUUCAAAAUUCUCUCUUUGAAUAAUUCUGUCGGAUGUUCAGGUUAUCUUCCCGGAAAUGUAAUAACACUUGACGCUAUCUCUAUAGGAAGAUUGAGAAAAAUUGGCGACAUUGUAGAAGGAAAGAGGGACGGACCCGUUCGCGAUGGGAAGCGCGAGUCGGCCGUCAACACUAGUCAAAACGCAUGCAGCUCCGGUCUCCGAGUUUCGCAAGAAGUAACGCGACGUGGAUACUGCCAUGAAUAUAACGUUCAUUAAUAUCUCUCCGAACAGCGCGAACCUUACGCGAGUCGCGCGUUCGGAAUUAUAUUACGUGUCCGGUAUACUCGGUACAUCCGGGUGUAUCGGUGUCCCCCGAUGCGGUUCGCCGUCGUCCGGAAGCAUCGCGCUGCUCUCGAGAAAUUCCUUCCAGAAGAAGGAAAGAGGAGGAUGAUGGCGAGUAGCAAUGGGGGUUUAGACACGAAGAAAAAAAAAGCUAAGUCGCACAAGAACCUAUUUAAGUAAAAAAUAUCGAAAGGAUUACGAGAUGAUAUAUAUCUCUAUACGUCGCGCGAAGCCGCGAUGGGCGAUGUAAACACUCGAUGUAAAUUUUACGACGUAGCGAAGUAUAAAACUGUAAAUGAAUGUGUUUAAAUGUAAUAAUGCGGGGAGGGAACGAUAGGGGGGCAGUGAUAUAGAUGUGAUGGCUGGCACGGCCAGCGGAGAAUACGGGAGGAUAAUUAGCGAUUAGGUGAAACGAGAGAGAGAUUAACGCUAAAUCGAAUUCUUCCGUAAAACUAAAAAUAACAUUCUAAUUAUACGUGCCAAACGAAGCUUUAAAAGAUUAUACCAAGAUUAUACGAGACGAGAGAGAGAGAGAGAGAAAAAGAUAGACAGAGGUGGAAAGGGAGGAAUGUUGUAGAGCGCACUUUCGAGGCUUUGGGAAACGAUACCGAAAAAGUAUAGUUAAUAUAUAAAAAAAUGAAAUUAAAUAAAACAAAUAAGAUAAGAGCACUGUGACGAUACACGACUUUAGCAAUCGAAGGCUCGUAAAGUAAUCAAAGUCAAUCGUACGCGCGCCGACAUGCCUAUAGUGACCAUCAAGACUGCGAGCUUUUCACUUUGAUCAAUUUAGCAAUCAUUUCCCUAAUUGAAUAUAUAUAUUAUAUUAGUAGAAAGAUGUAAUUUUUUUACAUGUGCAUUUCAUUAAUUUUGCGUAAUUUAUUUUUCACGAGUCAUACGUGUUUGUCACAAAUGUUGAAACUAAUCGUGAUUUAGCCUAAAUGAAUAAAAUUCAUCUCCACUUUUUGAUAUUUCGAUAAUAUCUCCUGUGAAGUGAAUCUGAAAAUAUUUUCUCUCCAGCAAUUUUGCGUAUCUUCACUACUCAAAGCGAGAAACAUAAUCGCUCCUGCUCAAGCGACGUUCCUAUGUACGCGUCGGCACGCGUGCGUUUGUACCUUUGUACAAAAUACCCACGCACACUAAACACGCACUCUCGCGCGCAAUCAACAUUACACAUAUACACACGGUGCAGUGUCGCGAAAAGUAUUCGCAAGGGAGAUACGCACCUACGGGCGCGUCGUCGAAAAUCUCUAUGCGUCUUUCUCGAUCGCUCAUCGUUCUGCGUAUAAUCCGAGAGAUUUUCGAUACACUUCACCCGGUAUAUGCGUAUCUCAACGAGAAAGAAACUCGAUGAUGUAAUUUACAUCAGGUAACGUUAAUCACGAACCUAGGUACAUCGAAUGGACGCGAUGACACAGUUGCGCGUCGUUAGUUACGCAAUUAAUCGAGUACAAUUAAUCGAUAUAUGAUUUCGAUUCAUUAUUCGAGUACUUUUAAUACGAGGAUUUGCGCUCGAUUUAAAGGCCGUUACGCGAGCAAUUGCACCGAUAAACUACGCGACUUCUGUUUCUUCCAAUGUGUGCGACAAACCAACAGCCAAUAUGUCUCUUAUAAUGAUAACAAAUUUAAAAGCAUUUUUCCUCUAAUAGAUGUUAAAGAAAAUGUUGAAGAAAAGUUCAAGAAAAAGAAAUGUCUGAUAAUAUAUAAUCGAGAUGUUGUACAAGCAAUUGUCAUGUUUAAUAUAUAUAUAUAAAUAUAUAUCUUAUAUAUGUAUCUUUAUAGCGAAAGGCAACGGUAUGCGGAAAGAUGUGUCUCACACGAGAGAAACACUCUAAGAAGACGUGUAUCUGUAUAAUUUCUCGCGUUUUUGCGGCAUUUUUGAGUACGUCGCCGAAUACACGGAGACAAGAAAAAGGAAUAGUGCGAGUAGGGAUUCGCGGUAAUAUUUUUUUACCUUUAUAAUUGAUUCCGCGCGCGCGAUUCGAUCUCGAUCGUGCGAUGCGAAUUACCUCCCGCGAAUCUAAAACGCAAACGAUAAACGCAACGUACACGCGAACAUGACAAAAAGAUGUUUUCGUUGCACUCGUAUUUUUUUUGCGAGCGCGCGGAAGAGAUUAUCGAAGUAGAUUGCAGAUUUUUUUGUUAGGCUUAUUAUAACGUAUAUGUAUCGCGAUUCCGAGAGCACUGAAACAUCUAUGAUCUGACAACGAGAUCGCGUUAGGAGGAAAAUCAUCGUGAUAAUGCGAAGAGUUUGUGUAAUUGAUACUUUAUAGAAUUCGAGACAAUUAUACCUCGACAUUUUAACGCAGAAUAAAAAAUCGCAAUUUAUAGGAGUCUGGGAUAAUAUCAAGGAAAUCGAUUAUUUUUAAGGAGUAAUAUAAUCAAAUGGUUCAGAAUCUUAUCUAAAAAAUAGGAUUCAUUUUCCUUUCGCGCGGUACAAAUCACAUUAGAAUAUUUAUUAUACAUUUUUCGGAAAGUAAAUGCUAAAGUGUAAGAUUAUUAAUAUGGCAAUUUUAGCAUGGCAAGAACUUACAAUGUUAAAUAAGGAGUGUGAGAGUGUAAGGUGUUAUCUUGUUACAUAAGAAUUCACGUUCCUCGAGGAAUGCCAGAAAUAGCAUAACAGCUUGAGAAUACAUUCUAUAGUCUGUUUUCACGCGAGAUGAGAAGUUAGAAAGAAAAGUUAUCCUCAAGUGUAUAAAAAAUCGUUCACCGAUAUAUGCUUUCGCGUGUAAACUUUUUAAUUAUUUCUUUCCACUGCGGAGAAUAUUUUUAAAAUUUAGUUUCGCAGGUACAGUUCGCACAAUAUUAAUUUCGAUAUUUAUUAUAAAAGAAAAUCCAUAAACGUGCGCGUUGGUCGCGAUUAAGUUAACUGCACGUAUUUAUGCACGAUGGAUUUCCGUGUUGGACCUCCGAUUGAAACAUCGAUAAUUGUUUAAUAAAAAUAGAACAGAGAGACGAGAACUGAUGGGAACUGCUACGUACUACGAUACGAUGAUUAACUGCCUCUCUUCCUUAUUUAUGUAUUUCCAUAGUAUCACGUCGAAACAUAAUGUAACACACAACAUACACGUUGCGCAAAGAAAAAGAAAAAGAGAAAAAAAGAAAGUUUCCUUCGUCGAAAAUGCGUUAAAAUGUACAAAGCGAAUAUAUUUCAUGAUCGUGUGUUAAACUAUAAGAGAUUUAGGUAUUUUUCAAAAGAAAUCUCAAACACAUAUAGCGCAUGUACCUGGGUACCCUCUUACGACACUGCACACUCAUACAUAUAGUUAUAUAUAUAUAUAUAUAAAUAUAUAUACACUUGGAAUAUAUAUAUAUAUACGCGUACGAUGCGUGCUAUUUAUCUCAAAACGAAUGUUCUCGCAUAAAAGCGUAUACCGGAGAUAAACGAAACAAUGUACGACCUUUUUUUAAUCGUAGAUUAUUGUAAACACCGAUGUAAUCAGUCUAUGUUUAUAUACGUGUUUUAUAUUAAUGAAGAAUUUACGAUUCGAGAGUAAAAUGUGUGUAUAAGCCGCCAAAGAGACAGUGAUGAAAAAGAUUUAAAAAAAAAGAAAAGUAAAAGACGAACGCGAGCGUGUAGAAAAUUGUGUAAUGCGAUACCGAUAGAGAAUUUGGAAGAAUAUACUCCGUUGUCUGUGACAAAAA
This is a messenger RNA of Camponotus floridanus (Florida carpenter ant), 9852 nucleotides long. It is a transcript of the gene mAChR-A, whose product is annotated as muscarinic acetylcholine receptor DM1. Gene Ontology annotation, molecular function: G protein-coupled acetylcholine receptor activity; G protein-coupled serotonin receptor activity. Bases 3170 to 4978 code for a protein of 602 amino acids. Gene Ontology annotation, cellular component: dendrite; plasma membrane; synapse. Lineage: Eukaryota; Metazoa; Arthropoda; Insecta; Hymenoptera; Formicidae. The transcript has 6 exons. Gene Ontology annotation, biological process: adenylate cyclase-inhibiting G protein-coupled acetylcholine receptor signaling pathway; chemical synaptic transmission; G protein-coupled receptor signaling pathway, coupled to cyclic nucleotide second messenger. The record is from RefSeq and is a predicted model, not a curated record.